UCGAUAACUCCCACCUCUAGCGUCGCGUCUGCCUGGCGGCUGUUUUUCGAUUUCUAUUCUUUAUCUGCCAAAACGCCGUUAUGAACAGAACAGAGAUCAGGAACUGAGCAAGCGUCGUGACUUUAGAAUCGUUUUGUGAGUUUGUGUGAUUACGCCCGACCAACAACAGCAGAUCGCACACUCCGUACGAAUCGAGAUAAAGCUGAAACUGCGCAAAGGAUCUCGACGAGAAGCGACGCCGUUAAAUAGGAGCAAGAACAAAACGACUGGGGGACCAUCGCUCGGCAGCAACAACAACACUAUCGACGAGAACGCUCUCGCACGCACUCACACAAAGGUUUUUGAAAAAUGGCGCCGACAAAGGCAACCACCCGGGCGGCUGCCUCCAGCGGUCUUCUCCAGAACCAGGCCGCCAAUCCUCUCAUGGCUUUGGGGGCCGCCACCAGGAAGGCGCUGACCCGCCGCGCCACAUCUAGCAACAUCGAUCCCAAUGUGGAGAAUAUGCAAACUCGCGGCAAGCGCAAGGCGGAUCACAGCCCCGUUAAGAACGAAAAAAUUAAGCGCUCUGCUCUGGGCAAUCUUACAAACAAUGUGAAGGUCAUGACACUGCAUCCCGGCCAGCAGGAGGAGGAAACGGCGGCCAAGAAGCCGACGGCCCAGCAGCUGCAGGCCCUUUUGGAUGCUAAGAACCAGGACAACCUGACCAUUAAUGUUUUCUCCACCAACACGUCCAAGAUGGUGACGCGCGCCUCCAGCAAAGUCGAGGAUUCCGUAGAGGCCUGUCACAAGGUUCUGGAUAAGAUUGAGGAGGCGAUGGCUCGACCUAAGCCACGACCGAAGCCAGUUCCCUCGAAGAAGGCUGCCGAAGCAUCGCGUCCCAAUCCGCCCAUGAUGCAGAUUCCUGUACUGAUGCCCCCUAUGCAGAAUUUGGCCGCUCCCCCGGUGGCUGCCAUCAAGCCAGUGCGCCGCAUCUCCAAUGACUUUAACAAGACUGAUGACAGCCUGUACGUCUCCGCCCUUGAGGAUGUGUCUGGCUGCGAUUCCAUGCGUUUAUCGGCCAACUUUGAGGCCGUUCGCCGGCGUUCCGCCAAGUUACAGCAAAAGACUGAUCAGCAUCCAUUCAUUCUGCCCACAGUGGAUGCUAGCCAGGUGGUGCCAAUCAAGCCAGUGCCAUUGGACGUCGAGGACUUUGAUCGCAAAAACUGGGACGAUCCCUUCCAGGUUUCGCACUACGCAAUGGAUAUCUUUAAUUAUCUGAAAUCGCGAGAACCGGAAUUCCCCAUCGGCGACUAUAUGCAGCGACAAAAGCACCUGACGACUUGGAUGCGAACCCUGUUGGUUGACUGGAUGGUCGAGGUCCAGGAGACGUUCGAGUUGAACCACGAAACUUUAUACCUGGCUGUUAAGAUCGUGGACUUGUAUCUCAACCGCGAGGUGAUUGCCAAGGAGAAGCUGCAGCUGCUGGGAGCCGCCGCCUUCUUCAUCGCCUGCAAGUAUGACGAGCGCCAGCCACCUCUGAUCGACGACUUCCUGUACAUCUGCGACGGCGCUUACAACCACGACGAGCUGGUGGGUAUGGAGCGUGAGGCGCUCCGCGUCAUUAACUUCGAUCUGGGCAUCCCGCUCUCCUACCGCUUCCUGCGCCGCUAUGCCCGAUGCGCCAAGGUGCCAAUGCCGACGCUGACACUGGCUCGAUACAUUCUGGAGCUAUCACUUAUGGAUUAUGCCACCAUCUCGUUCAGCGACUCUCAGAUGGCUUCUGCCGCUCUAUAUAUGGCCCUGCGCAUGCACGGUGGAUCGGGGCAACUAGACAAGCAGACCUGGAGCUCCACUCUGAUCUACUACACCGGAUACCAGCUGGCGGAGUUUGCCGAGAUCGUGCCGGUGCUGAAUGCGGGCUUGCACCGCAAGCCGCGAGGAGCCAUCAAGACGAUACGUAACAAGUAUUCGCACAAGAUUUUCCACGAGGUGGCCAAGGUGCCGCUGCUGACCAACCAGGAGCUCUUCCAGAACAACCUGGAUCUGAACGAAAGCAAUUUGUCGUAGGACAGUAUCCCAAACUAUUAGCCAAAUUCAAUACGAAAGCAAAAAUGAUACGCUUCUGUUAGGCUAAGGCGCUCCAACUACCCAGAUUUUAACAAAACACAAAAACAAAAAAAUUCCAAAAAAAAAAAAGAAGACCCUUCAUCCUGCCUCAUUUAUAUAACGGACCCCCCACAAAAUUUGCCCAACCGAAUUUCAAAAUUAGCCCUGAUCUUAGUUUCCUAGUCCCCCCCCGUAGUCCUCACAAUUAUUUUAUAUUUAUUAUUAUUGUGACCUUUGCAUUAUCAACAUGUUUUUGGAUAAAUAUUAUAUGUUAUAAGGUUCAUUUAUGUUUCUCACGUUUUUUUACGUUUUUGUUUAGAUUUCACACCUAUUCCACAACCCAAAACAUGAGACACCUAAAAUUAAGCAGGGACACUUAAACUAAUUAAUUACCAUUCGAAUCUACAACAAUCUGGCCGCGAUUUAUAUUAAUUAAAAUGUACGCUAGCUGUAAGAGAUUCCAGCAUUUACUUAAUAAACCUAACACAUAAGCCACUAAAGCAGA
Messenger RNA from Drosophila bipectinata, 2590 nucleotides. RefSeq names its product cyclin B3 (gene CycB3). Gene Ontology annotation, cellular component: cytoplasm; cyclin-dependent protein kinase holoenzyme complex; nucleus. Gene Ontology annotation, biological process: regulation of cyclin-dependent protein serine/threonine kinase activity; mitotic cell cycle phase transition. The record is from RefSeq and is a predicted model, not a curated record. Lineage: Eukaryota; Metazoa; Arthropoda; Insecta; Diptera; Drosophilidae. Gene Ontology annotation, molecular function: cyclin-dependent protein serine/threonine kinase regulator activity.